Molecule: messenger RNA, 775 nt
Organism: Geodia barretti
Lineage: Eukaryota; Metazoa; Porifera; Demospongiae; Tetractinellida; Geodiidae
Source: the annotation of a GenBank genome assembly
GUUAUAAGGACAGAUGCAACAGGGCUAAUAAAAAGUGUGAGUAGAGAUGAAAGUAGACGCCGUAGUAGUAUUUCUGGCAAAACUCGUACUGGCCUCAGAGGCAUUUCCUUCCUCUGAGAUCUGUGACGUUGCCAAUUGCCCUGAACUCGACUGCCCUCUUGGAUUGACCUACACCCCAAUUGGCCAGUGCUGCCCCAACUGCAUGGUCACACUAGACUGCAGCAAUGCCAACUGCCUGGGUGGUAGAGUGUGUCUUGAUGACACCUGGAAACUUGUCGUCCCAGAUGGCAAGUGUUGCCCCAUCUGCCAGCCUAGCAAUUGUAACGAAAUGGCGUGUGAACCUCUGACUUGUGACAAAUCCCAUCAGGUACAACAUGACGGUGAAUGCUGCCCAGUCUGUGCGACUCUUGAACCUAGUACUGACCAUUGUCAGUUUGUCGAGUGCACCCCCCUGACUUGCAACGAGAGCGAGCAGACAACUGCCGACAGAGAGUGCUGUCCGCAGUGCCUCACACCAGACUGCCACACGGUGAUGUGUCCCGACAUGAAGUGUUACGGCGGGACAGUGCCUGUAGUACCAGAUGGCCAGUGUUGCCCCGUGUGCGAUGGGGGCAGUCUCUACUACAGAUAACUGUCAGUCAGUAGACUGCUGACACUCUCCACCGCUUCCUGUGAACCCACUCUUAACUAAUUCAGUAACUCGAAUCUACGUAACGACGUAAUUAACCCUAGAGAUAUAUGGUAGUACUUUGAUGUUCAGUUUUGUAGUGUGAAA